AUGAUGCAUGGAAUCGAUGAUAAUCAAGACCUGGAGUGCCUUUUGACGGUUGUGAAACUUAUGGUGAAUGGCCUUUUACCUCCUUCAGAACUAUGCCCUUCCAUCAUAGCUAUCUUCGAGCAAGAAGAAGGGAGAUCACUCACCGGAUGUAUGAUCGGAUCCAACACAGUAGGAGCAAGAAUCUUCGAAGCUAGCUUGAAUAUUACGAAAUACCGUGGCGAGUUACACCAGAUGGCCAUUCUUAUGGAUCGAAUCGAGAGGUUGCCCGCUGAGCUGAUAAACUUGAUCAUUCAAAUCGGACUUUUCUCAGACCCAUUGGGCUCCCACGACCACCUUCAUACAUUUCGAGCAUUGAGUCAGGGGAACCAGCAUCCUCAGUUUCAGACCAGUAUUGCUGCUGUUCUUGCAAUGUCAUCUACUCGUGAGAAUAUCUAUCAAUAUUGGAAAGUCUAUUAUGAUUUUGAUCACGUUUCUGAACGCGCAAGCCUCGAAAACCAGGCAGAUUUUGACUUACCCACGUGGCUAGCUCAAGAUUGUAAAGCGUGCUUGGAAUUUCUUCUUAGCUCCCAAGUCCUUCCUGUUUCAUCCUACAAUUCAAAAGAAAACAACUUACUUUGGCAUUGCUGGAGAACAAAGAACAUCAAGGCGGGAGCUCUUAUAAUAUCCUCUAUGAGUUCCAAGGAAUUGUUCAAUCUUGUUCGUAUUUGGGGUGACCCAUUUGAACCAAAAACAAUCAUUAUGAUAUGUACUUGGCAUCUAGAUUGGUUCAAAACAUGCUUGGGUGUCAUAAAGUCGGACCAGGACGUCAGUCUGUCGUCGCUUGGCUCCGAAGGAAUCUACAAUAUUUGCAAGUUUGCCGAUAUUCAUAUGGCAAACGAGUUGAUGUGCAGCCGUGGUCUUGAUCUGGGGAAUCCUUUGGAGGGACAUGAAUUGCCUGGAUGGGCAUCACUGGUUUCAAAUUCCAACGCAGUGGAAAUGGGGAACUGGUUCAUUUCACGUGGUCAUCGUGCUCCUGCCAACCUAGUUACGAGGAUAGCUAUGAAUUGGAGGAGCACUGAACUUGCUUAUUGA
Penicillium angulare is the source of this 1071-nucleotide messenger RNA. RefSeq lists its product as uncharacterized. The coding region runs from base 1 to 1071 and encodes 356 amino acids. NCBI's taxonomy places the organism in Eukaryota, Fungi, Ascomycota, Eurotiomycetes, Eurotiales, Aspergillaceae. The record is from RefSeq and is a predicted model, not a curated record. The transcript has a single exon.